Exophiala viscosa is the source of this 666-nucleotide messenger RNA. RefSeq lists its product as uncharacterized. The record is from RefSeq and is a predicted model, not a curated record. The transcript has a single exon. Gene Ontology annotation, biological process: box C/D snoRNP assembly. The coding region runs from base 1 to 666 and encodes 221 amino acids. Lineage: Eukaryota; Fungi; Ascomycota; Eurotiomycetes; Chaetothyriales; Herpotrichiellaceae.
AUGAUCGAUGAUCUUGACCGUGAAGAGGAUCAUCAAGCACAGUUUGAAGGUGAAACACUUGCCCCAUCAUCAUCGUCUACUUCCUCUUCGUCUUCGUCUGGGUAUUCACCACCUUGGAGACCUCGUGCACAAUUCGAACUCGAGCGACAACUGAUGGAUGGGGAUGAAAGUGAUGAGCAUGAUGACGAGGACGAGGAUGGAGGAACCUCGACAGAAUCGGAUGAAUCUGACGAGGAGAACUCAGAAGAAGAUGCAUCGGACGAGGAUGCUCUGCCUCCAGUCCUCCCGUCGGGACUGCCGACACGGCUUGCAGCAGUUGGAAAUUCGGACUUGAGAUCUCGAUUGCAGAGCUUUUUACCGCAACUCCAACAGGCCAAUGCGGAGCUCGAGGAUGCGAAUGUUUUGGUCGAGAAAAGGAUCGAUCAUGUUUCGGAUGAUGAACAGCAUUACAUCGAGAUGAAUCUGGGACUGGGCGUGCUAGGUGAGCGAAAGCGCAAAGCCGACGACGAUGAAAUAAGACUCGACACUUCGGAUAUGGAAGACGAAGACGGCGAACUAGGAAAUGAACAUGAUGAUGUAGCGGUCAUGCAGGAUGAUGUACUGGCACAUCUGAAAGGAGAGAUUGUUUCUGGAGUCAAGAAAAGGAAGAUUGAAGACCUUGGGUGA